AUGGGUAUAUAUGAUGCGGAGCAAAGGAAGCUGAUAGAUCAGCUAGUAGGGAAGGAUUUUUUGAGGUUUAGCGGUAAUCAUAGACACUCAAGGGCAGCGCAUGUACAUAUAUCAGGUCCCAAGAAGGACUUUGGACUAAGUGACGCGCGGGUCUGUAAGGCAUACCUUGUCGGGUCGUGUCCGUAUGACCUCUUCCAAAACUCCAAACAGAGUAUGGGGAAGUGUCCUCAGAUACAUUUACUGAAAUACAAGAUGCAAUAUGAGAAAAUGAAGAAACAGGGCCACGAUUUCUUAAACUUUGAAAGGGAGUACUUUACUAUACUCUCCAAAUUUAUCAACGAUUGCAAUGGGCAGACGCGGAUUGCAUUGAAAAGGCUUGAACACACACCCGAGGAGCGUGCAAAGAUUCAACAAGUGACUAAUGAAUUAGAUGAGUUGGACACGCGCAUAGGACUUAUGAUGCAGGAAAUAGAUUCUCUCAUAGAACACAAUGAAGUAGUUAAGGCAAUGCAACAGUCUGUCAAACUGCAAGAAAUGCAAGACAACAGGAAAGUAGUAGCGAAAAAGAUCAAGAACAUCACGGAAAAUGUGGGCCAAAGCGCGCAGCAAAAAUUACAAGUGUGUGAAGUGUGCGGAGCAUACCUUUCGAGACUGGACACUGAUAGAAGAUUAGCAGAUCAUUUUUUGGGCAAAGUUCAUCUAGGGUACGUUAAAAUGAGGGAAGAUUACAAUAUUUAUAGGAAGAAGAUUAUAAAAACUUGA
This is a messenger RNA of Huiozyma naganishii CBS 8797, 762 nucleotides long. RefSeq names its product Luc7p (gene LUC7). Lineage: Eukaryota; Fungi; Ascomycota; Saccharomycetes; Saccharomycetales; Saccharomycetaceae. Gene Ontology annotation, cellular component: U1 snRNP; U2-type prespliceosome. Bases 1 to 762 code for a protein of 253 amino acids. Gene Ontology annotation, molecular function: mRNA binding. The record is from RefSeq and is a predicted model, not a curated record. The transcript has a single exon. Gene Ontology annotation, biological process: mRNA splice site recognition.